CAUCUGUUGGUUGUGUGUGAAGUAAGAAGCGUGAAGCAGUGAGUAAGUUGACUGAAGACUAACAAGACAGUUGUCCUGCUCAUUACAGAAUACGGAAGAAGUUGAUCAAUAUUUUUGUGGGAUGUGUGUGAGGAGAGUGGUGGAGGUUGUGGGCGUGGUGUGGGCACUGACUGUGCUACUUGGGUAUGAAGUUACCCCCACAUGGUCCUUCAACCUGGACACUAAAGCCAGUUACGUCAUGUGGGAACCAGCUUCCAGGAGUCAGAACAGGCACUCAUAUUUUGGGUAUUCCAUCGCCCUCUAUGCUUCACGGGGCGCUGCAUGGGCAUUGGUUGGGGCACCUAGGGCUAAUAAUACCCAGUGGUCAUUCAGCUCCAGUGAGAUACCUGAGCCUGGAGCUUUAUAUGCCUGCUCUCUCAGUGAUUCAGAGGCUCUUAAAUGUAACCAGAUUCUCGUGGAUCCCACAGGCAACGAUAACACAAAUGUGCCGUUAAGUUACAAAGAUAUGAAGAACUAUGGCUGGCUGGGAGGCUCUCUUGACUUACUUCAACAGGAUGUUACCGAACCAAUAGUCGUGACUUGUAGUCCACGAUGGAAGAACCAGAUCAUAAAUCAAGACUACUACAUGAACGGUGCUUGUUACUGGGCAUCCGUCACACAGCUGUUGGAUUCUAGUUUCUCCUCUGAUUCCUGGAACAAGGUUAUCCCUCUCGUCGACAUCAACCUGCAGCUAUUAUAUGAUCCUGCGACUGGUUACUCUGUUUAUUACUACCAGUUGGGACAAGCUGGACUCUCUGCUCAUGUAAUGAAGGAUAAUCAAGGCAUUGUGCUUGGUGCUCCUGGUGUUAAAACUUGGGCUGGGACGGUGGCAACAGUGCAAAAAUUUGUCGACUGGAACAUCGUGGAUUCACGUUUCCGGCGCUUGAAACGGUCCAACACAUACCAGACCAAGACUAAUGUCUAUACACCUUACACUCAACUCCAGCAAUACGAUUAUUUUGGGUACAGCUUGACCUCUGGCAGGUUUUGGGGUGAGUCUUACCUCAUCGUAGCUGGAGCACCACGAGCUGAUACCCACGGCAAGGUAUACAUAUUCAGAACAACGGAAGACCUGCAGUUGGUGAUAGAAUGGGUGGGAAAGGGUAGCCAGCUUGGCUGUGGAUAUGGGCAUGCAGUUGCUGCUGAUGAUGUGACUGGAGAUGGCUGGAGUGAACUUUUUGUGGGGGCACCGAUGUACUCCUCCAGUGUGGCUGAUACAGGAAGUAGCGCGGAAGUAUGGGACGCUGGCGCAGUGGAGGUGUACAGAAGUGGGAGCGCGAGUAAGAGUGGCCUGAGCAUGGUAGCCAGGCUCCAGGGAUCACUAGCUACGCCUGGAGCUAGGUUUGGCUCGGCUAUUAGUGUUAUCGGAGAUUUGGAUCGAGACGGUUUCAAUGAUGUUGCUGUGGGCGCGCCUUACGAAGACGAUGGCCGAGGUGUUGUUUAUAUUUUCAGGGGGAGUGCUAACGGCCUCAUGACCAAGUAUGCCCAGAGGAUUCUCGCAAGGGACCUCCACCAAGACCUGAGAAGCUUCGGAAUCUCCAUCUCAAGAGGCGUCGACGUGGACACGAAUGGUUAUGUAGACGUGGGCGUUGGAGCGUACGGAAGUGAAGGAGAAAAGUACUUAGACGGCGUUGGUGCAGCUGCCGUGCUUCGAACACGAAGUGUGGCCACUUUAUCUUCGCGAGUGACAUCUAAAGUGGCAGUGAUUACUGAUCCCACAGCGGAAGUGGAGGUGGAUCUGUGUCUGGCCUAUAAUGGUGAUGGAGUUCAGUGGCGAGUUGAUAUGGAGGUGGAGGGAUCUGUGGACGAAGAAACGAAAGUGACCCCCAAAGCGAUCUUCGUGAUCUCAGGCACCAGCCAGCUGACCUCAAACUUGACCCUCCAAAAGGAUGUUGAGACAUGUACGACAUUCAAAUUAAGAUUAAAGGAUAACCUGGACGACUUUGAGCGACCUUUGUACGUGACCUUCACCUCACAUUCACAGGAUUUUGAUCCAGGAAGGCCAUGGUGUGCCGAGUGUUCUGUCUUAUCCCCGGAGUCAACUACCAUGGUCAAGAUGUCCCUGCCUCUGGCUCUGGGAUGUGGCACUGAUGGUAGAUGCACCCCCACACUCAGCCUCCAAGCUGACUGGACCUCAGGACUGUCGUCAGGACGAUACAUUGUCAGCAGCAUGGAACUCCUCAUUUUACGGAUUCAGGUGAAGGUGACAGGCGAGCCAGCAUACCAGGGACUGGUGCAGGUGACCCUUCCCCCUGGCAUGAGCCUCAGGACCCUUCCCUUCGCUUGUUUUGUCUCUACCUCCACUACUGUCGCCUGUGAGCUACAGAAUCCCUUGUACGAGACUGAGGAGACGCUGGAGGUGAUGCUUCAGGAAGAGGAAGAAGAAGAGUAUACAGGACUCAGAGAAAUUAUGGGAAAAAAAGCUGAGUCAGUGGAUGUGGAGAUAGAAUUGAAUGCCAACGGUGCUGCCUCACAGAUGUUGAACGUACCUCUCCACCUCACGUAUGAUGUUCAACUGAAACUUGAAGGGUAUGGUGAUGUGGAUUACGUCUACUAUGACUCAAACUUGACCUCACCGACAGUCACCCCUGAAGUUAUCUUCAAGGUAUCUCCUGAAGGAGGAAUUAAUUUGUGUCGAGCGGGCGUUCCCUGGCAACCAUACAGGUGGCGUGGGAGAGAUUGUGUGUACGUGGCGGUCUCCACCUGGCUCCCAGAGUGCAUCUUACUCUACUGGUAUAAUCUUAAAAUGCUAAUUGCACGAUAUGGUCCCAACACCACUGUCGCUAUAAAUACCUGGGCUACCCUCAGGAACAGUUUCAACAGUGAUCUCUCCACCACCUUGAGCACUGAUACAUGGGUGAGUCUGGUACCCAGGGGAUGGGUUGCUCCAUCUCCCCCACCCAAAGAAGCACCUUUUUGGGUAUAUACUGUUGGGGUGGUUGUAGGUGUGGCAGUCAUGGUCAUCAUCAUCCUCGUUCUUAUAAAGAUAGGGUUCUUCCGUCGCAAGAAACUGGCGAAAGAGACAACGUCCAAUCUCGCAAAUGAGGACCUGGAGAUCAUAGAUUCAGGAGACCUUCCUCUCGCUGACGAUGUUCUUGAAGAAGAGGAACACCCGUUGACAAAUGCUUCUGAGAGCUUCAUCAAUUUAAGAACUUUCAGCGACACAGAUGGUUCAAACGGCCUUAGCGAUGAACACGUCACUACUCAAGAUAAUGCUCAGUAG
Cherax quadricarinatus is the source of this 3262-nucleotide messenger RNA. The record is from RefSeq and is a predicted model, not a curated record. NCBI's taxonomy places the organism in Eukaryota, Metazoa, Arthropoda, Malacostraca, Decapoda, Parastacidae.